UCUGGGGUUACCAGUUUAGGUAAACAUUUGAUAGCAUUCACACCAGGAAUAAAUCUGAAGAUGAAGGUUCUCUGUACACUACUAUUUCUACAGUUUGCGUUGAUGACAAAGGGAUUCUUAUUUGAUUUGACAAAAGACUCCGGUGAAUGUAACAGCCUGAAACUCUUUUGUCCACCCGGAUGUGCUUCGAUGACACCUAGCGGAUGCAAAUGUGACUGCGCACACCAUUUUGAUCCAUCGAAUCCGGGAAACACUUUCAAUGGUGGAAACAAAACUCCUAAACCAAAUAUAUCAGGAGGAUCCUGUAACACUGACUGGAGAAAUUGUCAUCAACCAUGUGCCACUAAAUCUAACCCUGUGUCUGGAUGUAUAGAAUGUAGCUGUCCAGCAGUCCAAACAACCACACCAGUCCAAACACCUACACCAGUUGCUAAAAUGUCUUCAAGAACAACAGAACAUCACAACACUGUUCAUUCAAAUAGUCAACAGUCUUCUGCAAUUUCUACAACAAGCAAACCUACAAGUAUGUCGGAAACACAGACACUGCUGACGGCAAAACAUACUUCAACCGCCCCACAGCCAUUAGUUCAGUCAACAGAAAUAUCCACUAAAAGCAAAGUUAGCACAGAGAUUAAAUUCCCGGAUGUCUUCACCACCCCACAUGUACCUGCACCGGAAGUAACGAGUUACCAAACAACAAAAGGCACCACUCUUCAUAUGAUUGUAUGUGCCGAAGUUUUCGACUGUGAUUUAGAAUGCUAUACAGGAUAUUCUACGGAUGAUAGUGGAUGUCCUUUGUGUAAAUGUGCACCUCUUCCCACAGGUUUCGUUUAAAAUAACACAGAUACAAUAAACGGAAAAUAUGACCUUAUUGUUCACAUUAUUGACCUUUGACUUUAAUGGAUACAUUAAGUUGUCUUUUCGUCAGUCAUACCAAAUCAUCUAAUAUGACAGUAUUCGCAUUUGUAAAAAAUCUUUUGGGUCCUAAACGUUCACUAUUGACUUACCAAACAUGUGGGUCGACCCUACCAACUCCAGAAACGUUUUGUGCAUAUGGAAUAACAUUUCCUUGCUACUAUAUCUAGAUCAGUUAUAUUUAGUUAGUUAAUAAUUAAUCGCUCAAGAACAAAGAUAUGUGAGUUUGCGUAAAUGUAAUCUGUACAAGGGACACCAUCACUCAGUCUAGCAUUACAACAUUGAGGUUUUAUGUGGAACCAAAAUAUUUCUCAUCACUAGUGAAAAAUCUGUUCUCAGCAAAUAGUUAUUGGUCGAAAUUUAUCUUGGUAUCUUCUGAAUUUUAU
Messenger RNA from Mytilus trossulus (common blue mussel), 1301 nucleotides. RefSeq lists its product as uncharacterized. The transcript is spliced from 6 exons. Bases 61 to 834 code for a protein of 257 amino acids. NCBI's taxonomy places the organism in Eukaryota, Metazoa, Mollusca, Bivalvia, Mytilida, Mytilidae. Gene Ontology annotation, molecular function: serine-type endopeptidase inhibitor activity. The record is from RefSeq and is a predicted model, not a curated record.